Sesamum indicum (sesame) is the source of this 3696-nucleotide messenger RNA. RefSeq names its product DNA glycosylase superfamily protein. The record is from RefSeq and is a predicted model, not a curated record. NCBI's taxonomy places the organism in Eukaryota, Viridiplantae, Streptophyta, Magnoliopsida, Lamiales, Pedaliaceae. Gene Ontology annotation, biological process: DNA repair. Gene Ontology annotation, cellular component: nucleus. Gene Ontology annotation, molecular function: DNA binding; catalytic activity.
CAUUUUACCGUAAAAGGAAGAAAUAGAAAAUGUUAACCACAACGAGAUAUGCCAAAGUGGAGGCGGGAGUCACCCCAAUUCCCCGCUAAAGCUAAACCCUUGCACGAUCAAGGAUGGCGAUUGAUAAUUUCUGUUGUCCGGUCUCAUCAUCUAAUGUCAAUCCUUUGUUGGACCGGACUCCUUCCAAAGACGAGCAACGGAAUCGGGAAAAGAUCAACUGCAAUUUGCCACAGGUAUGCACUGUUUCGGCUUCUUUUUGUGAUUCGGCGAAGAAAAACGAUGAUUGUUGCUGUGCAAUCAGUAUUUUGAAUGUGAAGUUGGCGAAGCUAUUGUGUCUGAGAAGAAGACGACGAAAAAGAGAGGGAGGAGAAAGAAGGAAAAGGUGGAAACUACAGUUUCCCCUUAUUUUAUGAAACAAUAUGUUGAGGGUGAGAGUGGAUGCAGUCAGGUUGAUGAGAGCUGGAGGACAGAGUUCGCAAGAGUUUCGGAAGAUAGACAUGAGAAUAUUAGUGAUAAGAAGCGUGAUCAACACGGUAAUGGCUGUCUUGUGGUUCGUAAUGCGAAGAAAAAGAAGGGGAAGAGCUGUGAUACAAACUUUUCUGGAUGUGUUACUGAAGGUGAUGCUACGCCUAUUUUAGUUGAGAAGAGGGGGCCAAGAAAGAGAGAAGCAAAAGUUGAGGAAAAUCAAGAAAUUACUUUUUCCCCAUAUUUUAUGAAGAAAUGUGUGAAGGAUGAGAGUAAAUAUUCUCAGAUUGAUGAGAAUUCAGGAGUUAAGCAUGUGGUAAAUUCAGAAGUUGGAGGUGAGAGUGAUCUUAAGAGUAAGCGGAAAAGGAGGAGAAGCGAUGUAGAAAUCAACAGGAAUGAAGACUUAAGCUCUAGAAGUAAGCAUCUGUCUGAUGGCAAUGGGAAGAUGAGAGCACGUAAAAAGGACAAAACCGAAACUACUGUUUCCCCUUGUUUUAUAAAUAAAUGUGUGAAGGAUGAGUUUAAGAAUUCUCAAUUCGAUGAGGACUUAGGAGUUGAACCUGCCACUGUUGCAGGAGAUGGAGAUGGGGGACUCAAGAGUAAGCGAAAAAGGAGGAGAAAAGAUGUAGAAAGUCACAGGAAUGAAGACUUAAGUUAUGGAACUAGGUGUUUGUCAGAUGGUGAUGGCAAGAUGAGAGAACGAAUGAAAGAUCGAAAAGAAGAGAUUACUGUUUCCCCUUAUUUUAUGAGUAGAUGUGUGAAAGAUGAGUAUAAGAAUUUUGAAUUGGAUGAGGAUUUGGGAGUUGAACUUACCACUGUUACAGGAGAUAGAGAUGAGGUACUUACAAGUAAGCGAAAAAGGCAGGGAAAAGAUGUAGAGAGCAACAAGCAGGGAGACUUAAGCUAUGGAUGUAAGUUUUUGUCAGAUGGUGAUGGCAAGAUGAGAGAACGGAAGAAAAAGGGAAAAGAAGAGAUUACUGUUUCCCCUUAUUUUAUGAAUAAAUAUAUGACAGAUGAGCAUAAGAAUUCUGAAUUUGAUGAGAAUUUGGGAGUUGAAACUGCCAUUGUUACAGGAGAUGGAGAUGAGGCUCUUAAGAGUAAGCAAAAAAGGUGGGGAAAAGAUGUAGAGAAAAAGCAGGAAGACUUAAGCCAUGGAAGUAAGUGUUUGUCAGAUGGUGAUGGCAAAACGAGAGAACGAAAGAAAAUGGGAAAAGAACAAAUUAAUAUUUCCCCAUAUUUUAUGAAUAAAUGUGUGAAGGAUGAGUAUAAGAAUUCUGAAUUUGAUGAGAAAUUGGAAGUUGAACCUGUCACUGUUACAGGGGAUGAAGAUGAAGGUCUUAAGAGUAAGCGAAAAAGGCGGAGAAAAAAUGUUGAGAGCAACAAGAAGCCAGACUUAAGCUAUGGAAGCAAGUGUUUGUCAAAUGGUGAUAGCAAGAUGAGAGAACGAAAGAGAAAGGUUUCCCCUUAUUUUAUGAAGAAAUGUGUGAAGGAUGCGAAUAUGUGUCCUCAGUUAGAUGAGAAUUUUGCAGUUGAUCCUGCCACUGUUACAGGAGAUGGAAACAAGGGUCUCAAGAGUAUACAAAAAAUGAGGAGAAAAGAUGUAGAAAGCAAUAGUAAGGAAGACCGGAGCCAAGGAAUGAAGGUUUUGUCUGGUGCUUAUGGCAAGAAGAGAAGAAGAAAGAAGCAAAAAGAAACUACUGUGUCCCCUUACUUUAUGAAGAAGUGUGUGAUGGAUGAGGACACAGAUUCUCAAUUUGAUGAGUGUACUGCAAUUGAAUCUGCUACAGUUUCAGAAGAAAGAGAUGGAAAAAAUAGCAAGAAUAGGAAAAAGAAGAGCAGAAAAAGUGGAGAUGAUCAUAUGAAGGAAAAUGUAACUGAUGAAGUUGUGCAUUUUUCAGAUGGAAAACUCGAGGAGGUGCCUGGGGUUUCAGUUUCAACCAAUCAGGAUACUGGUGGUGUAAAUAAGAUGGGAAAGUUCUCCAUAGAUGAUUUGUUCGCACAAUUUGCAUACACUGAUGGAAAAUGUUAUGAGAGUUCUGCCAAAUUUGGCAUCCACCAGUCUUCAUUUCAGAAGGAAACAGGUAGGAAAGACAAGAUGGCAGAGGAUAACAUGAAAAUCGUGGAGGAUGAAUUGGUUGCUGAGAGAAAUGCACUCUUGUGUGCGGUUGAUGUUGUUGGAAGUCAGAAUAACAGAGUUGAGAAUUUGAAAAAGGAAAAGAAAAUUGUUAUGGGAAAUGGUGAGAUAGUGCCUCAGAAAAAGAUGAGCAUCGGUACAAAAGGGUCGAAAGGAGCUAGGAAAAAAGUUUGUGUUGUUUCACCAUAUUUUGCGUGUCCGGAUGCUGAAGACAAGGUCACACCAAAGGAAGGGAAAACAGAAUCCAAGAAAUUGCAAGUGAGGAAGAUUUCUCCAUACUUUUGCAGCACACAGCAAGAGGAAGAGAAUGAAAAUACAGUUUCAUUGGGUCCAACAAAGUCCGAAAUUCAAGCUCGGAAGACUAAAAGAAAAAAAGCCCAUACACCUGUUCUCACUGCUGCUCAGAAGCGAGAUGAGGCUUAUGAAAGAAAAACUCCAGAUAACACUUGGAAACCCCCUCGUUCACCAUUUAAUCUCCUCCAAGAAGAUCAUGCAUUUGAUCCUUGGAGGGUUUUAGUGAUAUGUAUGCUUCUUAACCAGACUACUGGUCUACAGGCUGGACGGGUACUGUCAAAUUUUUUCCAACUGUGCCCAAAUGCCAAGACUGCUAUGGAGGUUGCCUCGGAGGACAUCGAAGAGGUAAUACGGAGUUUAGGUUUGCAUAAGAAGAGAGCAGUUGGAAUCCAACGAUUCUCUGAAGAGUAUCUGGGUGAAAGCUGGACUCAUGUGACUGAUCUGACUGGUGUUGGCAAGUAUGCAGCUGAUGCAUAUGCAAUAUUCUGCACCGGAAAGUGGGAACGUGUGAGACCAGUGGAUCAUAUGCUCGUAAAAUAUUGGGAAUUCCUCUCUGGUAACUUAAAGCUGACUCCUCAAGGUUGAUCAGAAAAGUUGAACUGCCUUUAUUUGUGGUUUUUCUUGCCUUUCUUCUGCGAUGUACAGAUGAAGAUGAUUUCGAAUUUCUCUUGUGGAAGUCCUCAGCUUCUGGAUAACUUUAAAUCUCUAGUACAUAAAUUUUUAUUUGAGAAACGUUCACCUCUGUAGCCUCAAGAGACCCAUAAUUUUUUGGUCUUCGCUUGGAAGAUGCUUUAGUUUUAUGA